This is a messenger RNA of Linum tenue, 243 nucleotides long. The record is from the annotation of a GenBank genome assembly. Lineage: Eukaryota; Viridiplantae; Streptophyta; Magnoliopsida; Malpighiales; Linaceae.
AGGAAAUGCGAAUUGCAGCGUUGUAAUUCGCUUGGUUUGCGUUUCGUGUGCUUUGCAUUUGGUCCUGCUAAUUUACAAAUUACAACAACCUCGGCCUUGGCUGGCUGGGUUGGGUUGGCCCGGCACAGAAUUACCGAGCCCAUGACAAAAACCGGUAGGUGUAUUGUAGACCGUAACAUAUUUAAGGGUCGAUACAGUACAAUUUUACAAAUACUUGUACACAUAUAUAAUGAUCAAUUUUUU